This is a messenger RNA of Phlebotomus papatasi, 3665 nucleotides long. Its product is annotated as gremlin-2-like. Bases 703 to 1455 code for a protein of 250 amino acids. The transcript is spliced from 2 exons. NCBI's taxonomy places the organism in Eukaryota, Metazoa, Arthropoda, Insecta, Diptera, Psychodidae. Gene Ontology annotation, biological process: animal organ morphogenesis. The record is from RefSeq and is a predicted model, not a curated record. Gene Ontology annotation, molecular function: receptor ligand activity; BMP binding.
AAAUGUUCAAGUCACAGACUAGAGAUUCAGACCAAGAAACUUUUCACACAGCAAUCAGAACAUUUGUCUGCCACCAUUUGAACGGUGAACAUCAACAUCGCGAAUCUCUGUGGCCAAACAGUUCAGCUUUCGCAUCGGAGCUUUUCGUCCAAACAUUUCCGUGCUCAAAAGUUAUUUGCGAUAUAAACUUCUUGGGGCAGGAAGGUACAUCACCAUCCUGUUUGUGCAUCUUGAAACCAAAGUGAAUUGUGUGUUGUUUCUUUUUUUUCACGUGGUUUGCACAGAGGUGAGCAUUGCUCUUGUGCUGCCCAGGGAGAGAUCAUUAGUGGCUUUUUGGCGCCCAAAAAUGCCCCAAAAUUGCAAAUGUUCAUCUCGUGCUAGAAGUGAAAAGUGCCUUUUUCCAAAGUGACGUCAUUUGUGCAAAGUAAAGCACCAUAAAAGUUAAAUCCAAAAAAAGAGCAAAGAAGUGAGAGAGAGCAAAGAGGCAUCGGCGUAAAAAAAAAAACGGUGACAAAUUAAGGUGUUACACCGCGCUAAUAUUUCGCAAAGUGUGUGGUACAAUAAUUGCUGGGAGAGUGAAUAGAGCCAAGAGAGUUAGUAGUGGCUGAAAAAACUACUUUUCGAUUCAAAUAAGAACACCAGGCAGUACCCGUGCCAUAGGAGUUUAAACUGAGCGGACAAUAAAAUUGCAAGACGAAUAAGAUGAACAUAACGAGCGGGGGCUUCGUGCUAUUGCUCAUGUAUUGCCUUUCGGGCAGUUACAUGGUCAACAGUCAUCGAUUGGGGCCUUCAGAAUCCAUUUUGGACAUCAUCAAUACGCGCCACAUCGACAGAGUUCUGGCUGAGAGGCGUCAAAAUGCCUCGAGGGACGAGAAACGCUUUCUCCUGCAGAAUGAUUUGGAUGAUGAGGAUGCAGAUACAACUGGUGACUUUGACUUUGGACACAGACGAAGACCAACGGGUGUCUUAAUGCAGUACAAUGAUAGUUCUCCUUUUGGCACCCCAGCCAGUCAGGACAUCUUUGCGGAUCUUCAGGCUUAUAGGGCAGACAAACUACUCAAAUCCAGCAAGAAUGCCCUGGUAGUAACACGGAAGGAGUACCUUAAGAAAGAUUGGUGCAAGACUGAACCCCUUGUCCAACGCAUUCGCGAGGAAGGUUGCCUCAGUCGCACCAUCAUCAAUCGCUUUUGCUAUGGUCAGUGCAACAGUUUCUACAUUCCCAAGAGUCCAAGACGACCACGGAGGAAUCGUGGUCGACAUCAACUUCGCAAUGGGCAUGACUUUGAGGACGAAGACCUCACAGGAGCCGCCUUUAAGUCAUGCGCUUUCUGCAAACCCAAGAGAUUUACAUGGAUUACCGUAACCCUUCGUUGCCCUUCCAUGACCCCACAAUUGCGAAAGAAGCGUAUCCAAAGGAUCAAACAGUGCAAGUGUAUAGCUGAGCCAGUGAAUUAGGAUCUUUGGAAGCUUCACAAAAUUAUUAGGUAAAUGUUAAACAAUUUGAGUCCAGUACCAUCAUACUUCUCUAAACAGGAAUAUAGUUAUUGAGAUAAGUUUCACCGAAAAGUCAUUUUGAAAAACCUUUGAAGUGUUUCAGAAAAUAUCAGUUAAUUUAAAAAAUUAUUCACAUCUAGAAAUGAAAAUUGUUAGUUAAUUGAAUAUGAAGUUAAGGGUAUCAAGAACUUUAUUCUUAGUGCAUUUUUGAACAAAGUUUUAAAAAUAUGCAUUAAGAAUUUUUAUUAUAUAUACGAAUAAUGAUUCUUUUACCUUAAAAAAAUAUUUAAAAAAGAAAUUCUAUAUAAGAUAUCGUUUGACUUAUAGAGCAAUUUGUAUAAAAAUAGUCAAGGGCAAUACUUUUUUUUUAAACAAAAUUGAAUUAUGUAAAUUUUUAGCGCAUAUUUGGGAUUACUCUAUUCAUCUUUUAAGAAAGUCACACCUAUAUUUUUUACUGCUCGAACUUCACGGAGAGAGCUGUAUAUAAUCCAUCGAUUUUUUUAUUUAGAGUCCUUUAAUCGGGUCCUGGUCAAAAUCCCGAAAGCCAAAAUCUCGAACGUCAUAAUCCUGAAAGCCAAAAUCCAGAAUUCUUAAAAGUAUCACAUCUGGUCAUAGCCACUCUCAUUAUUGCACACGCGCUUCCUGAAGGCAAAGGAAAAUUUUCUGUGUCUUGAGAAAUUAUUCUACAUAUUAUUCUCCAUUGUAAUUUCAUCCCUUUCAGGAUUUUGAACAUUCGGGAUUUUGGCUUUCGGGUUUUUGGCCCUUUCAGGAUUUUGACGAUCAGGAUUUUGGCUCUCGGGAUUUUGACUUUCGGGAUUUUUGCUGCCUCCGCUUAAAAAUAAGUCUCAAACUAUUAAACGCGAGAGCAGCGUACCGAGCCGGUUCAGUACUAUUUUUCAAAAUUUAUUGAAAAAGAUCCUUAGAAUUUUGAUUGAUAUUUCAUGAAACAUUUCAAAGAAUUCAAGCAUUUUUUUUAAUCUUAACCAAUACAGCAGUAGAUUUUGAGGAAAUGCAAAUUUCAAAAAAUAUUUUAGAGCAAUUUGCUAAAAUUCCCAAAAUCACUUAAAAGCAUUUUCCCCAACCACAAUAUUUAAUAAAAAAAAGCAAAGAAUGACUAUUGCUUUGUCAGAAUAAGUAAUUUUUUGAUGUUUCCCGAGGUAUAAACUAAAAGCCGAAGAUAUUUAUUAAGAAAACAAUUAGAAUAUAUAUAAUGAAAUUUGAAAAUCAAGUAUUAUUGUCCCUAGAGAUAAAUAAUAUUUAAAAAAAUUUCCUCUAGAAUUUACCAGGAUUGAGAAACAAUUUUGAUAAAAAUGUUGAGUAUUUUUGUUUUUGGAAACGAUUGCCUGAGAGAUUUUUUGUACAGUACGGAUAUUUUGAGAUGAUGUUUGUUUUUCUAAAAUUGCUUAGGAGUGAUAUAAAAUAUAUCUUAGAAUAGAAUUUAUAUAUUUUGCAUAUUAAAGAAAGGAAGAAAAAAUUUAUGAAGAUUUGACAAUUUUUGAUAAUUCUAGAUAGGUACAGGAGAAAUUAAUUGAAUUUAAACGAUAAAAGAGAAGAAACUGUGUUUUUUUUAGCUAUUUAUAAUUAACCAUGUAUAUAAUUAGAAUACCAAAGUAUAUAAAUAUUUAAUAGCCAUUGGCAGAAUUCCCCGCUUCUUUAAUUUCAAAGCCCUACGUACUUCUUAAUUUUCUAUUACCUGAUUGUCUCCUUCAGCUGUUUGAUAUUAUCUCUCUGUAACAAUUAGAUUUUGAACUAAAUUGUGAAAUAAGUCAGCAAUUUUUCAGUCAGAAAAUGAUAGUGCAUUGAGCGAAUGGGAAGUAAAGAGAGAUCAUCCAUGUAUAUUCCAAGUAUUACACAAGUCAAUAAAUAAUGGGCAUGUAGAAAUCUAAGUUUAUAUAGAAUUUACACUAGUAUUGAAUAUAUUUGUAUAUAAAUAAGAAGUUUAUGGAAAUGAAAAUAUUGUUUUGGCGACUGUAAUCGCAAAUCUCAAGUGGUAUUGCUUCUUGUUUCAUCCACUAGAAGUGGAUGGAAAAAACACCGCCCGCCAGUGUUGUAUUUCGUACAUUAGUUUAUGGGAAGGAUGACGUGAAAUCAAUGUAAAGGAUGUAUAUUUUUUUUCUUUGGAAAAAUUUAAUUGAUUGCUAAAAUAAAAGUAUAUUGAAAGAAAUUCAAAA